AUGAGUCGUCGACAAGACCACCACCAGCAGCGCCACUACGGCCAGACAUACAACACAGACAGCUCUAGGAAUUGGAGUGACGAGGCUGUCAGAGGCAGCUGGGAUUCAAACUACAACUACCAGAGAACAACUUCAGCCAACACAUCACCAAGAGACCAGUCUCAGGCCUGGAGGCGACCAAGUCCCCAAGCCUACGACAGACGCCAGACCAUGGUUAACCAAUGGCUUGGCCAACAGUACAGCCAUGACUCCUCGAAUGUAGUAGAUGCUGUUUCUGAUCUUACAACUCCCACGACAUCUCCGGCCUUUAGCGACUCUCCCACGUUUCCCUCCCGAACUCAGGAAGCACCUCCAUAUCAAACACAUGCUGUCACCAAUGACUUUCUCGCACCGCCUUUGAGGACUUGUAUCCCCCACCGACCGCAUGAUAACUACUACCCCAAUGCUCCCCCAGCUUCCUCUCGAGGCUCUACAUCUUACCGCCUUGACAACAGAUCUGUAGACUAUCGACACAUGGAGCCCAGGUCAGCCGAGCAAGAUCUUCGAGGAGUUGGCUCGUUUGCCGACAAUGAUCGCUCACGCCGGGAAGUCAAGUACAAACCACUCAGUAAUUGGUUUGGCCUCUGGUUACCCCCUCAAGAAUGA
Messenger RNA from Fusarium musae, 645 nucleotides. RefSeq lists its product as uncharacterized. NCBI's taxonomy places the organism in Eukaryota, Fungi, Ascomycota, Sordariomycetes, Hypocreales, Nectriaceae. Bases 1 to 645 code for a protein of 214 amino acids. The record is from RefSeq and is a predicted model, not a curated record. The transcript is spliced from 2 exons.